UAACAUCUUCAGUCAUGUCUGGGUGCAGACGCAUGUGGGGAGCUCUGCAUCCAAAGAAAGCAGCAACAGGAUGCCUGCGCUCACUCUGUUUGAUGAAAAUGCGGCGGCACCGAGUGUUCUUGCUGUGCACGGUGGGCCUGUGCGUCAUCUCCUUCCUGCACUACUACAAGGCCCUCCACUACGUCUCCCUGCUACGGGAGCUCUCCGCCCCGUACCCCAACAUCAAAUCCUUCAUCAUGGUCACCGGCUUCUUCUGGAGGGAAAAAGGCGCGUCGACGACCCCGAUCAGUCCUGCCUCCCCUGAAGAAGCCCCUCCUCUGCCUGUUCUCCGUCAAUCGGACUCCAAAGCUAGAGCUGUGGGAGGUGCUGUGGGAGGAGGAGGAGGAGGAAAUGGGGGUGGAGGAGGAGGAGGAGGUGGGGGAGGCAUGGAUCUGGGGUUCGGCGGAGUUGUGGUUGGAGGUCCUGGAAUCGUUGGCAGCGCAGGGCUGGAGAUGCGGUUAAGGGAGGAGCCAGCGCCGCCUCAUCCUUGGGAGAAACCUGAGGAGAACCAGCGAGGAGAUGCUCCAAACGAGGAAAUAAUUGAAGACCAAUUGAAACCUCGGCACCCCAGUAAUCCAGCCCAACCUGCCAGGCCUGAACUCCCAGAGGACCCAUUGGUAGGACAAGAGCAUCGGGUGGUCUUACUCAAGCAUCAUAUACCUGACCCUAUAGAAGCUAUGGGGGACCUCAACACCCGCACCUUCCAGCUCAAAGAUGACAAAACCCCGUUCUUUGUUCGAACCAAAGCUGGAGCCCUUUGCUUCAGGCAAGGGACCGAGGUAGCUACUGCAAAGGAGUACUCUGGGAAAGCAGGGGGGUCUUUGAAUAAUGGAGGCGGGGAAGGUGCUCGAGCUGUCGCUGCCGGGCAACGGAAACCUCUGCAGGUUCAGCAGCAGCCCUCUAUAGCUCCCAAAGCAAAGAUCAGGGCCAGGGGAAAUGGGAAACGGCUGGUCAAAUGUGUGUGUCGGCCGGGAUGGCACGGACCUUACUGUGGGGUUCCCACCAUGGUGUACCACUCCAAUCUGCCAACCAAGGAGCGGCUGACACCAAGAGAGACCCCACGGAGGGUGAUAAACGCAAUCAACGUCAACCAUGAGUUUGACCUGCUGCAUGUACGCUUUCAAGAGCUCGCCCAAGCUGUCGAUCUGUUCCUCGUUUGUGAAUCAAACUUUACUGCCUAUGGAGAGAAACGGCCUCUGGGUUUCCUCAGGCUCCUCCUCAAUGGUACGUACGACUACAUACGUCACAAGAUCCUCUACGUGUUCCUCGACCACUUCCCAGACGGUGGUCGGCAGGACGGCUGGAUCGCUGAUGACUACUUGCGUACCUUUCUAACACACAACGGCAUGUCCAGGGUGGUGGGCAACAGACCGGACGACGUCUUCGUCAUCAACGAUGCCGAUGAGAUCCCGGCACGUGAGGGCCUUCUGUUCCUCAAGCUGUUUGAUGGCUGGACGGAGCCUUUCGCCAUCCACAUGCGCAAGUCACUGUAUGGGUUCUUCUGGAAGCAGUUCGGCUCUCUAGAGGUGGUAUCAGGUUGCACGGUGGGGAUGCUCCGCGACGUCUACGAUGGCGAUGGAAUCAAGCUCCGCCGUCGUGAGUAUUACACCAUGCCAGGUUUCCGUAAGUACGAGAAUGACACUGGCCACAUCCUGGUGCAGUGGUCGGUGGGCAGCCCCUUCCACUUCGCCGGGUGGCACUGCUCUUGGUGCUUCUCACCUGAGGGGAUCUACUUCAAGCUGGUGUCAGCUCAGAACGGAGACUUCCCACGAUGGGGUGACUACGAGGACAAACGCGACCUCAACUACAUUCGCGAUCUGAUCAGGACGGGGGGCUGGUUCGAUGGCUCCCUGCAGGAAUAUCCCCCUGUGGACCCCAAAGAGCACAUGUACGCCCCAAAGUACAUGCUGGAGCACUACGAAAGGUACCGCUACCUCCUGGAGAACCCUUACAACAAAGCGUCCAGACUGAAUGAGGGCUAG
Messenger RNA from Notolabrus celidotus (New Zealand spotty), 2021 nucleotides. RefSeq names its product beta-1,4-mannosyl-glycoprotein 4-beta-N-acetylglucosaminyltransferase b (gene mgat3b). The record is from RefSeq and is a predicted model, not a curated record. Gene Ontology annotation, molecular function: beta-1,4-mannosylglycoprotein 4-beta-N-acetylglucosaminyltransferase activity. The transcript is spliced from 5 exons. Gene Ontology annotation, biological process: N-acetylglucosamine metabolic process; protein N-linked glycosylation. Gene Ontology annotation, cellular component: membrane. The coding region runs from base 15 to 2021 and encodes 668 amino acids. NCBI's taxonomy places the organism in Eukaryota, Metazoa, Chordata, Actinopteri, Labriformes, Labridae.